UCCCCGCAAACACAUGUAGCUGAAAAAUUAUGGCGGUAUUCAAUAUAUUUCCAAAAAACGGUGUGUUUACGUUAUGUAUUUUAAUUUAUUCAACAUUUUCCACUGCGGACGCCUCACGAUUAAAUGUUCCCCGGGUGUUGCUGCCAGUUUUCAACAACUUCCCAGUCAACUUUACCCUCGAAGUCACCGAGGGAGGUUGCUACCAAUGGUCGACAUCACGUCUGGACGUCGUUCACCUCAUUCCCAUGAAUGAAAACCCAGACAGAACGUGUUCCUCGGCUGUUCUCGUUCAAAGCAUCACCAGAGAGCUCACCAGGAACACAGCAAUUGUCCUGGCAGAGGACGUGAACACAGGCCAAUUUCUCAGAUGCGAUGUCAUCGUGGAUGCGAUCUAUUCGUUGAAUCUGGUGACGACCACGAGGGAAUUGUUCAUCGAGGAGGCACCAGAGGCCUUCGAGGUUCGAGCUUAUGACGAACAGGGAAAUGAGUUCACAACCCUUGCUGGGGUGGAAUUCGAGUGGAGCAUUGGGAAUGGAGAGAGGUACAGCGUCCAGGGGGACAUUGGCAACAGCAUACUGAGGUUUAUGACCUUUCAGGAGUCGCCUUAUGAGACUCCCUCGACCAUCGCCAUGCUGGAUGGCACCGGGAGACAGGGGAGCAUUAUUUUGUUGGAGGGAGUCAAGACUGGAACCGCCAGGGUCGAGGCUAAACUCCCUUAUGCUGAGUAUAAACAUGUUUCCCCGGUGGAGGUUGAACUCAUUGUUGUUGCUAAUUUGAUUAUUCUGCCGACUGAUGUCACUAUGAUGGCGUUUGAUAAUCUCAAGUACAAGAUUAUGCAGGUGCAUCAAGGACGCUUAGAAGAGAUAAAACUACCAUCGAACCAAUACUAUCUCGUCGCUGAAACCCCAGAGAUUGUGCAAAUUGAUAACGAGCAUGGGUAUGCCUAUGCCCUCCAGGAAGGAAGAUCCAAGGUCCUGCUGCACGACAAAAACGUCAACGAAGAAUACGGAAUUGUUUUGCCCACUGCUACAGUCCACGUGAAUGCUGUUGAGUACAUCACGAUAACAGUAUUGCCCAACAGAAACAGGGGACUGAUCCUGGGACACACUCACGAAAUUAUAGUUGAACUGUUCGACGCCAAGGAUCACAAAUUUCACAUUGGAGAGGGUGUGGAGGUCUCCGUUGAUAUUGAUCAGAAGUUCUUCAAGACUGUUAGUGUCACUCGGAAUGGUACUCACAUCAUUGGAGUCCCUAUUGCCUGUGGAACGACAACUGUCGAGGGUGAAUUGCACGGAGUCAUUAAUAAACGUGGGAAGAGGAUUGCAUUGCCAACACCCCUGACUGCUAAGGCUGAAUUAGUGAUUCAUACACCAGUGGUGGUUAGCCCUCAGAUUUUGGCUGUCCCUUGGGAGCCACAGAGCAAAGCUAGAUUCGACAUAGCCCUAAAAGCGACUGGUGGUGACGGUACAUACGUCUGGUCGACCCGAGCCCCAUCAGUGGCCUCAGUAACCCAGAACGGUGUCGUGAGGAUCCUCUCCCAGGGUUCCACCGAGGUGAUCGUCUCGAUGGCGCGCAACAGCUACAACAAGGACCGAGCCCGAGUCUACGUGAUGUCCCCCUCUCGCCUCGAGAUCAUCGAGUACAGCAUGGACGCAGCUACCGGCGAGCCAAUCCACCUCUUCAUAGCCCUCUACGGGAAGAUCCAGGAGGACGGCAAAGAAAUUCCCUUCACCGACUGCCGCGACACUUCCUUCGAGGUCCACAUCGCCGACUCCAGCUUCACCCGCAACUCCAGCGACUUCACCCAACCGAUUGGCAUCGCCUGCACGACGUUGACAGUACUCGCCACGUCUGUCGGAUCCUCGAGCGUCACUGUCGCCUACAACUCCAACGGUCACUACCUCACGGACAACGUCACAGUCUCCGCCUACGCUCCACUGGUCCCCAUCCACCCCCCGAGUGGUGAGACCCUCCUGGCAGUUGGAUCCUCUCGUAAAAUCGUCUUCAAAGGUGGCCCCCAGGUGCCAGCAGGCAAGCCCCAAGGCCUCGCUCGAGACACCUCAAUCUCCGACGAAGAAGUCGUGAGAAUUACCGAAAUUCCCAACACCAGUGGCCAACCAGACGUAUCAAUCUUCGAGGUGGUCUGCAGAUCCCUGGGGGACGUGAUCUUCACGUUUAAAGUCACCAACGAGCCCCUGCUACCCAACUGCAGGACCACUGGUGCCUCCUCCACUGUCAGAAUAAUCUGCGGAAAACCCAGACACAUCUACCUCCAGCCAGAGUUCAAGGACAGCGACAAGUGCCCCAUAACCAAGCACCCCGAGAGGGUGAUGGCGCACAAUGAUAAACCCCUUCACCUCAACGUAAUCGUCAAGAGCGAGGAUGGCAGACGAUUCGAUAACUUCACUAGUCUCAACGUCGAGUGGACACUGACUCCCUCGGGAGUUGGGACUGUCGAGAUUGCGAGUGGAAUUCUCGAGGAGACAUUUUUAGAUUUCAAUGUAGUCCUUCCCAGCAAUCAUUACCAGACGGUAAUUCCGAAGAGGCACACAGGGACGCUGACGAUAACUGCCACAGUGACAGACUACCAGAAGUACAUCCUGGCUAAGCUGAGAAUAGCCCCAGAAUGGCCACCCUUUCCAGUGACCACGGAAAAGGGAACCCUAGCCACUCCUAAGAUAUCAGCAGAGAUCAGUGUCGUCCUGGUGAACAACACGAUCAUCAGCCCCAGCAGACUGAAAAUCCUGAACGACCCAAACGUCAAGUACACGUUACAGGUGAGCCAGGGCUCGGGAUACUACGAAUUCAUCCUCAGUAGUGAGGAGAUUGCAGACGUGAGGUACGUGGAGCCCACGAGGACCAUCAACAUCAUCCCGAAGAAAUCAGGAAGCCUUCAGAUUGCCCUGGUGGACCUCUGCCUGAUCUCCCCCCCAGCAGUGGCUGAGGUUGACGUUCAGCAGCUGGCUGGGAUCGAAGUGGAGAGUGUGAACAAGGUGGAGAGGGGUCGAUGCAUAACAGCAACUGUCAGAUUAUUCGACACCAACGGAAACGUCAUCGAGCUGCCAUCGCUGGAGUCCUUCGAUAUUAGUGCGGAUGUCGAUAAUUCGUUGAUUGAGAUCAAGAAAUUGGCGCAGAGUGAUCAGGGCGAGCCCCCCUACACGAGAAUCCUCUACAUGAUUCACGGAGUGGAGGAGGGAUUCUCCAACAUCGUCUUCUCGAGUGGCCACAGUGAUCAGGAGAUCAGGAGUGAGUCGUCGUCGAUCCAGGUAUUUCUCCCUCUGAGGAUCACCCAGAGGAACAUCACAGUUCUCAUUGGCACGAUCUACCAAGUGAUGACGACUGGUGGGCCCUCGAAUGCAAGAAUAGAGUUCAUUGUUGAUCACGAGGACAUCCUGACCAUUCACGACGAUGGGAUCUUCGAGGGAAAGGAGAUCGGGAGCACCAGAGUAUCAGCGAGAGCUGUUGGCUUCGACUCCGGGGGUAAUCGAGUGGUUUACUCAGAGGACCACGUGGACAUUCGUGUGGUGCAACUGGAAGGAGUGAAAAUAGUCGUUCCCACGUCUAAGAUCAAGGUGGGUGCGACGAUUCCCCUCUGGGCGUUUGGAGUUCCUGACAAUCUGACGCCUCUCAUCAUCGGAUCCAUGAAGUCUCAGCUGAUAUUCACUUGGUCCACCGGUGACCCCAGUUUACUAAACCUCCACAACAUGUACGAGGGGACUGGCAUCAACAUCAGGUACCAGAACGAAGUGACACUUCGUGCCAAAGCCCUCAAGCCAGGGGUUUCCACUGUUUACCUGAAUGUCACAGUUCCCCCGAAGACUCUGGCUGGUUACAAGGACGUCCUGACGUUCGGAACGUUCAUCAAGAUCGAGAUAAUUGAGGAGCUGUCGUUGAUAAACCCAGAAUUCACCACUGGGGCUCCAGUCAUCCUGAUGACGCCUCAUUCAUCCCUGAAGUUGAGGACUAACAGAGAUCAGAAUGGCGUCACCACCUACAAAAUUCUGGUGUCUGGACAGUCUGGUGAGCCUGAGGACUCAAACGCCUUGAUAACAUCGAAGACAGUCACUGUGGAUAAGACUGGGGUGAUCAAGUCAGGGGAGUCAUUGGGGAGGACUGUGAUAUCAAUUACGAGUGUUGAAGCUUAUAAUUUGAAGCAGUCACUGACGAUCAUGGUGGACGUUAAGCCAAUCCACUACAUGAUGUUCUCGCUGUCGUCGAAGGUGCAGAUCAGAUCGGGCGAAGAGCUGAAUAUUCUCCCUAAAGGAAUGGAGCUGAAUUACGUGGUGGAGUACUUCGAUGCAAUUGGGAAUAAGUUUCACGCUGCUGAGACGAGACUGAGGACGAUGUCGAACCGAGGGGAUCUGCUGUCGUUCACGCCAACAGGGAAAAACGAGGUGUCAGUCAAGUUCCAUGAGACUGGGGAGCUCGUUGCCAAGAUUUAUAAUGAGAAAUACCCGAAUGCCAUGUUUGAUUACGUCCACAUGAUGAUAGGGGACAUAAUCUUUCCGAGUAAAACAGUUCUGACUGUUGGGGACGUCGUCUGCUUCUCGAUGCCUCUGUUGUCCCCAGAAACAGGUGAUCCUGGCUUCUGGAGGUCCUCGAAUCCAGAUGUACUGACAGUGGACUCAAUAACUGGAAUUGGAAGGGCGAAAAAUCCUGGACAGACGAUUGUUAAACACAGUUUGACGACGGAUAAGCAAGGGGAGAUUGAAGUCAACGUUCAGCCCAUCUCCAAGAUCUCUCUGGUGUUCCUGAGGGGGAAGAACGUGACGGGGAGUGAAGUGUUCAGUGUUCCUCUGGUUCUCAAGAGCAAGGACGAGGGGAUCAAGGAGAAUAAUGUGCUGGCGAGGGGCCUGGGGGGCUGCAGGACUCGGUCUGAUUUCGUUCUUGAGCAGUUUCCAUUCACCUGCAGCAUUCAGUUCACCUCAAAGUCGCCGGUCAAUGUCAAGGACGUGUUCAUUGCUAGGCCCAGGUUUGACAUUGUCUCGGGGUUUUAUUAUUGCGAUGUUGUGCCCAUCAGUGGACCCACGUUGAUGUCCAGUACUUUGGAGACGAAGAUUCAGGUGAAUGCCCAGACUAGGGAGGUCGAGGGAAAAUCACUGGAGAUUCCUUAUCUUCCAGCUGUUUUCGUUGACUCCAGUGAUGUCGUGUUUGUUCAGGGGGGAGGACAGACUGCCACUUCAGUGGUGGAGGUUCAUGGGCUUCCUGGGGCUCUGGAGUACGUCAAUAUAGAGAUGCCUGAGGGGGUCGUUGUUAAUUCGAGGGAAAUUGCCGGGAAUAAACUCAUAUUCAGGUUGAGGCUCAUGCAGAAUGUUGAGGAUGUUCAGGGACAGAGGUUGAGGAUUUUUAAUGAAAUUACGAGGCAGAAUAUCUCGGUGGUUGUUAGAACGUCUAGGUAUGAGGAUUAUGUGGCCAUUUCGGGGAUUCAUUGGCUGGAUUAUUUGUAUUAUCACAGGUACACUUUUAUCACUUUUCUUGUUCUUAUUUUGACGAUUGUUUAUGUGUGGAAGAGGAGGGUUUCUAGCGUUGAUGUUUCGGUUUUGAAUACCAGUGUCUUUGCGGAUAAGUAUCCACCGCCGUUGAGGCAAUCGCCGAAUCACACGUUGAAUAGCUCGUUCAAUGAGUCGGUGGGGGCUAGCCCCAAGAGGAGCCCUGAGUCACCUUUGAGGCCUUUCUCGGCUUUUGUGCCGGUUUAUGGAGAUCCCAGGGGGUUUUAUACGCCUAAUGGGAGACGGAGAGUCUCUCUUAAUCCGACGAUUUGAGGGGGAGAGGGAGAUGAAAUACUUGUGAUAAUCAGGUGACUCGGGGGGAGAGUGGGGGGUAAUCUUUUUUUUUCGUAGAUUCGUUAAAUUUGUUGGGGUGAACUCAUUCGUUUUGAGGGGAAGGUUUUUAUGUUGUCUAUGAGUGGCGACAAUUUGUGGAGACUUUUUUCGUUGGAAAGGGGAGAUUAGGCGGGGGAUGAAUGAUUUUAGUGGCAGACAAAGGGGCAUUUUAAUUUUUGUUUAUUGAAGAUUUUGUCAGAUUGUAAAGGAGAAUUCGACAUUUUGCUCUAAAAUCAUUGGUCUCGGGAUAAAUGCAGACGUGAUGACGAAACAUUUAAUAUUUUACUGAAAAUAUUAAAUUCAGCCUCAUUCAUUUCUCUCAUUUCGCUACUGAUUCGUAAAAAAAUAAUUGAUGGGGAAGUGGUAAAAUUGGAUGAGUCAAUAUUUUUGUGAAACGACGAUCAGUUUUUGUGAAAUGUCUCGGAUUACGGAAGGAAUAGUAAAACUUGUCUAGAUCAGGAUAAGAUCCACAAAAAAGGUCUUCACAGAAAUUCCACUAUCUUCUUUCAAUUUAGAAAUAUUUAUGGGAAACGCAGUCUGAAGUUGGUUAAUUUAUCCUGUUUCACUUCUCAAUAUAUUUACGAAAUGUAAUCGAAAAAUUUAAGAACUGCCUCAUCACUCCCGAUAUUAGGGAGGGAAUAAAAAGAAAAAAAUGCUCACUGGUAGAACGUAAAUUUAAUAUUUCAUAAAUUUAAAUAAAA
Molecule: messenger RNA, 6523 nt
Organism: Diachasma alloeum
Lineage: Eukaryota; Metazoa; Arthropoda; Insecta; Hymenoptera; Braconidae
Gene: Gp210
Product: nuclear pore membrane glycoprotein 210
Exons: 4
Coding region: 30-5762 (1910 amino acids)
Cellular component (GO): nuclear pore
Source: RefSeq, a predicted model, not a curated record